Messenger RNA from Daphnia pulicaria, 1662 nucleotides. RefSeq lists its product as uncharacterized. The coding region runs from base 283 to 1245 and encodes 320 amino acids. The record is from RefSeq and is a predicted model, not a curated record. The transcript is spliced from 2 exons. NCBI's taxonomy places the organism in Eukaryota, Metazoa, Arthropoda, Branchiopoda, Diplostraca, Daphniidae.
GACAAGUAAGUUAACAUUUUCCCCCUUGGGCAAUGUGUUGUUAUUGUUCAACAGCACUGCUGUCGUCAAAACAAAAAAUCAUUCAUUAUGUGUUACCGAGCAACAGUCGAGUAUAUAAACGCUCCAAUGGAGUCCUGACUAGUCACUCAGCCAACCAUCUCCAGUGAGACAAGAACUAAUUACAGUGGCAGUAUAAAACAAAUUAGAUUUCAAUCGAAGCAAAAGUUUCUCCAGUGCGGAUUAUAACCUACAUCACAGCCGACGUAAUUUGAAAAAAAAAAAAUGAAAUCGAUUCUAUUUUCGAUAGUGAUCCUGAUGAUGUGGAUCGAUCCUUCCGUCUGUAUCUGGGGUAGGCCUAAAGCUAAAUCCAGCAGCAACAAGGCCGUGAUGAGUAGUGGUGAGAUUCCGGCUGAGCACCGGUUGGGUAAGUCGUCGGACGACAUGUUCGUGAUGCUGGAUGAUCAGGUGGCUGCGGCGGAGUACGAAGGAUCGAUCGAUGGCGGUGAAACGCUCAUUUUCAACGGUACGACGGAAGAGGAGGAGCGACUCUUCAACAAAUUUCCGCUCCACGUUUUCCUGAAGAAGAAGCACCCGUUCGUGACUCUGUCCACCAUGACCAAGACGUCGACCGUCACGGCCGUCAUCACCUCGUCGACGGUGGGACUCUGCGCCCAGCUGGUCAACGUCACCGGCCCUUGCCGGUUGCGCAAAGGCCUCUGGGUUGACGAGCCUAUCGUCUUGUCGUUCGACGACGAAAUGGACUCGAUCGACGACACGUUAUUAUCGCCCAGCCAAACGUCAAAGAUGGAAACAACCGCAAUGCCGGAGCCCAUCGCUCAGAUUUCAGACGACAUCGCUGGCCGGAAUGAUGAGUCGCAAAUAUUAGACAACAAUCGGCGUAUUUCCGUCCGGUCGGGAUCGGUGAUCCAUUCGUCCAAGGACGACGAAGGAUCGAGGGACGAUUCCGAGGAAGGUCGAUUCGGAUUUUUCGGAUUGAAGAACAAAUUGAAGAAGAAAGUCAAAUUGGUGACGGUGGUGACGACGACGGCCGUGACCGUGACCAGCACUUCGACCUACUACAAAACGGUGAGCACCAAGUCGUUCUUCAUUCAAGUCUGCACGCCGUCGCCGUUCCCGUUCAGCGUCUGCGACGGCCGGAAGAAGCGACAAGUCGAAAUCGAGUCGCCAUCGCCAUCAAUCAAAAGUCAAAUUGAAAUCAUCGUUGCCACAAUCACGCCCUCCUGAUCUGGAAUUUAUAAUUUUUAUUAAUUUAUAUCUAUUUAAGUAUUUAUAUUCACAAUUUCUAUGUUUUUGUGAAUUUUGCUGCUCCAGAUAAUUUAUGUAUGAAAUUAAAAUAAACUCGGUUAUAUAUCUAUAAGAUGAAUUACAUUUGCAAAUUUCUGUAGUUAAGAAAAUGUGCAUAUUAAUAAACGAUAAUAACAUUUCAAAUACUACUGUCGACUGUGUACAUAAUAGACAACAAUUGUUUUAACAAUAAGAAUUUUUAUUUUGGGGGAUGAAUAAAACCAAAUUUAAUCAAGAUCGUCGUUUAAAAAUUGGACAUCCGGAUUUCUUUAUAGUUGUAGUCUAUGGCAAAUUGCGGGUGAAGUCGUAUCAGUUCAAUUGUGGAUGUCGAAAUUCGUGGUAUAGUCGGACAGUUCU